Molecule: messenger RNA, 891 nt
Organism: Anopheles stephensi (Asian malaria mosquito)
Lineage: Eukaryota; Metazoa; Arthropoda; Insecta; Diptera; Culicidae
Product: glutathione S-transferase 1-like
Exons: 2
Coding region: 35-688 (217 amino acids)
Biological process (GO): glutathione metabolic process
Molecular function (GO): glutathione transferase activity
Source: RefSeq, a predicted model, not a curated record
CGUCAGCUCGUGAGGGAGAAGCAUUGCAAGGAAGAUGAAUUUCUACUAUCAUCCCGCGUCACCGUACUGCCGGGCAGUGAUGCUGGUGGCGAAAGCGCUCAAGCUGAACCUCAACAUGCUGUACGUCGAUCUGAUGACGGACGAACAGCUGCGACCAAGCUUUACAGCGAUCAAUCCAUUCCACUGCGUACCGACACUGGUGGAUAACGAUUUGACGCUGUGGGAGUCACGUGCCAUACUGGUGUAUCUGGUCGACAAGUACGGCCGAACCAACAGCCGGCUCUACCCGAAGGAUCCCAAGACACGGGCGAUCAUUAACCAGCGGCUAUUCUUCGACCAUGGCACCCUUGGCACACGGCUGGAGGACUACUUUUAUCCGCUCUACUUCGAGGGUGCCACGCCCGGUGGUGAGAAGCUCGAAAAGCUGGAAGAAGCGCUCGGCUGGCUGAACGAAUAUCUUAUCACGAAUCCGUAUGCCGCCGGACCAAACAUGACGCUGGCGGAUUACAGUCUGGUGGCGACCGUUUCUUCGCUCGAGGUGGUCCAGUACGAUCUGAGCAAGUAUCCGGCCAUUGCCGCCUGGUACGAGGGCUGCAAGGCAACGAUCGUCGACUAUCAGGAGAUCAACGAGAGCGGAAUGCAGCAGUAUCGUGCGUACUUCGAGUCGGGAUUGCAUCCCGUCGCCUAGCAACUGCAUAGUUUCGGAUGUCCUUCCGGUCGCAAGGCCACACUUCAGGGAACUUGAUAGGAUGAUGUUCAUGUUUUAAAUUUUUUGUUGUCUUUUGUGUGUGUGUGUGUACAAUUGGUAAUUGGUUUAACAGCUAGUUUUCUUACAACCUAGGAUAACACAGAUAAACGUUGCUAACAAUAAAUAGGUAUAGUGCGACUGUA